AACAACUUAUACACCACAAUAUGAAGCCUCUUAUCCUUCUCUUCACGCUCGCACUUGCACUCGCUCUCUCGAAGCCAAUCACCGCGUCGCGCGACAAAGGCUGCAGAGACGUGUUCAACAAUUUUAGCCAUUGUGCGAGCUAUAUUCAAGGGCUAGGCAACAAACCAACGCGGACGUGUUGCCAAAGUGUAACGAAUCUGAAUGUCAUCGCGAAACAUGAAAUGGGUGGUUCGGUAAGAAUAUGCAAAUGCAUAGAGUCUUUUGCAAGUUAUAGACACCACCGAUUCGUUGCUGCACGCAUCAAGGACCUGCCUCAUAAGUGCAACACGCAUUUGAGUUUUCAUAUUUCGGAGCACAUGAACUGUAACAGGGCUGUUUGAAAGAUUAAUCUCUACCCUUUGGUUAAUACUUGUUCAAAGUAUGUUUAUGUCAUGUAAUAAGGUUGUAAGGGCUAUUAUUAUAUUGUUUCGAUGUAUUCGCGAAACAUAAAUAAGGGCUAUUAUUAUAUUGUUUCGAUGUAUUCGUGGAACAUAAAUAAAAAAAAGUUACUAUUAUAAUUUCA
Messenger RNA from Salvia splendens (bonfire salvia), 562 nucleotides. RefSeq names its product protein ARABIDOPSIS THALIANA ANTHER 7. Gene Ontology annotation, molecular function: lipid binding. The transcript has 2 exons. Gene Ontology annotation, biological process: lipid transport. The record is from RefSeq and is a predicted model, not a curated record. The coding region runs from base 21 to 380 and encodes 119 amino acids. NCBI's taxonomy places the organism in Eukaryota, Viridiplantae, Streptophyta, Magnoliopsida, Lamiales, Lamiaceae.